Durio zibethinus is the source of this 1177-nucleotide messenger RNA. RefSeq lists its product as uncharacterized. NCBI's taxonomy places the organism in Eukaryota, Viridiplantae, Streptophyta, Magnoliopsida, Malvales, Malvaceae. The record is from RefSeq and is a predicted model, not a curated record.
AGUUGCCAAGACGCGAAUACUCGCUUAGUAUUUUAUGAUUUUUGGACCAAAGGGAUAAAAACAGAAGUUUUGGGCCGUAUUCCGGAUCAGGUUCAGGCCCCUGGGUGGAUUCGAUCGAACAGAAAGAAACGCAAAGUGUUUUAGUUUAGUUUUGGUAGGGCAGCACUUUGGACCUGUUUGAGUGGCGAGAGAAGCAGGCGAGAAAAUUGCACAAAAAUGGCGUCGAUGCUUCUACUAAUUUCUCUGUUACUUUUGCUUCCUUUAAUCUCCGUUGCUUACAGGCCAGGGGACAUCGUUCCCAUGAGCAAGAUGGGCCAAUACCACUCUUCGAGAACUGUUUGGCAUGACAUGAUCGGGAAACACUGUCCCAACUUUGCCGUUAAUCGCGAGGUCUUGAUUCCUAUAGCAAAGCCGACUGGUUACACGGGCGCUGAUCCCUACAAAAUAUCAUUCCAAGUUGGGAAGGAGAAGUUUCUUGUUCCAUGGCUUUUUCUAAUAAAUCGUAAGAGUUCUGAAGUUCCAAUGAUUGACAUGCAUUUGAGGUACUCGGGGGGUGAUUUGCAUGGUGUCACUGCUAAAAUUGUGGAUAUGCCUCAUCACUAUGUUGAAAUUCAUCCUGAUAUUCGUAAACAAUUCUGGGAUCCUCAACAUUGGCCAAAAUAUGUGCUUGUCAGAUACACCUGGGAGGAGCAAUCAGAGAUAGAUGUGACAUCUGGAUUUUAUGUUCUGUUUGGAUCAGGGCUGAUGCUAUCUUUUAUUCUCUCAAUCUAUAUCUUGCAGUCAUCAAGGGACAAAUUAGCAAGGUUUGUAAGGGAGAAUGUUGCAGAAAGCAGUGCGCCUGGAGUUGGAGUUGCAAAGGUCGAGUGAUGGAACAUUCAAAAUGCUACAUUGCAUGCAUGAAUCCUUCAUUUUUGAGAAAGAAAAACGUGCUGGUUCAGGAUGCGAAUUGUAAAGGCAGCAAGGGUUUAUUUAGAUAGACCAAGGAUAUGAAAGCUACUUGGAGUCGCAAUAUUUAGGUAGAAGGCAGUUGAGUGAAUUUGGAACCUCCACCGGACAUUGAGAUGGUUUGUUGCUAGCUUAACGGUAAUUAGUAAAAAAGAAAAAAAAAUAGCUAAUGCUUUGUAUUCUUAACUGUGAACUAUAUAUUCGCAUGAAGUAUACCUCCAGAUUUUUCUUC